AUGAAGAUUCGAAACAAAAGAGUUAGAGAUCUGGCUUCCAUCAUUUUUACUGUAUAUUACCUCAUUGCCGCUGAACAAGCAGAUGAAAAGGUUCGGAAAAUCCGCGCCGUUCUGACGGUGGACCAUCUGCGAGUGGCCUGGAACAAACCAAACACCCCCUAUUUGCAAUGGUUUACGGCUCUCAUGCGUCCCCGCUUUACCAAAUAUAAACCCCGUCGCAUCCGGAUCCCUCGACCAAGAGCCUCUGCAUAUAAAGAGCCGGUGGUUGCUUGGAUGUACUUCGAUGGCUCCCUCGCCGAGCUCGAGAAGCAGCAAAAUCUGGUACUGGACGUUCCAGGUGGAGGCUUCGUCGCUAUGGAUCCGAGAACCAGUGAUGAUAAGCUAUUGGCAUGGGCUGGAAAAACAGGUCUCCCUAUUUUGAGUCUGGACUAUCGGAAAGCACCGGAGUAUCCCUAUCCAUACGCUUUGAACGAGUGCUUCGACGUCUACGCCCAAAUUGUUGCCACUCGAGGCCGCUGCAUUGGCAUGAAGCCAGACUCUUGUCCACGGAUAGUCCUUACGGGAGACAGUGCAGGUGGGAAUCUGGCUACAGGAACAGCUUUGAUGAUUAUCCAAUCAAAUCAGGCCAGCCCGACUCGCGGUCUCCUUCCAUCUCCAGCUGGACUGGUUUUGAUGUAUCCUGCCUUGGACAUGAAUAUUGGCAGUUGGAUGACGGAUGAUCAGAUGGCUUUGAUUAGAAAUCCCAGAACAUCGAAGAAAUACGAGACCUUCAUCAAGAGGAAGAGUGAAGAUAUUGACAGGCGUUAUACACGUACAACGCCGAAGCCUUCGGAUGAGGGCGAAGAUAAUCCCAACCACGACUUCUUCGCCACCAGAGAAGAAGACCCUCAAGAAAAGCCUACCCUUCAACGGGUUGAUACAGACAUCAAGGCACAGAGACAAGCCGUCGCAGAGUCUAAACCCCAACCACUCAGAACAAGACUGGCGGUGUCCUCCAUCAUCUCUUAUUUCGGCGAUCGGAUUCUAACUCCGGAAAUGAUGCGUGCCAUGAUCAUUUUGUACGUCGGACCCUUUAAUCGUCCCGAUUUCACCACAGACCACCUUCUUUGUCCAGCUGUUGCACCAGAAAAUCUCCUUGCCAAAUUCCCGAAGACUUACUUCUUGACCGGUGAGCGAGAUCCUUUGGUGGACGAUACUGUCAUUUUUGCCGGAAGACUACGACAGGCCAAAUUGCAUCUCUUCCAGGAGCGUCAAGAAGUCGGGCUUGAAAAGUCAACCGCUGAGUUCGACGAAAAGGAUCACGUGGAGGUAGCUCUCAUUCCUGGUAUCUCCCAUGGCUUCGUACAAUUUGUCUCUAUUUUCCCUGAAGGCUGGAACCACAUCUUCCGUUGCGGAGGUUGGAUUCAACAGAUUUUCAGUCAACCUCCUCAUGCUUUUGAGGGGCCAGCCAUUGAAUCCAGGCUUCGUUCUAGGACCCUAACUAAUGGCGCUUCUAUUGGAAGCAACCUAGAAUUAGCAACAACCCAACUUCGACACCAUCGCCGGACAAUGACAGGGGAGAGUAUUGACGAUGAUGCUCCAUUAGCUAUGUCGAGUUUGAGAUCCGACUAUGUCAAUCGGUCCCCACCCAAGUUAAAUGGCGCUCCUCAAGGAGGCUUAAAGGCAGAAGACAAAUCCAAUCCGGAGCGAAGCAAAAGUCUAAUCUCUCUCGGCAGUGAGGAGGAUCUUCUCAAGCGGCGAAUGAAGGGCUUGACCGUUGGGUUGAUGGGGUCAAAUGAUUCUUGA
Molecule: messenger RNA, 1785 nt
Organism: Exophiala aquamarina CBS 119918
Lineage: Eukaryota; Fungi; Ascomycota; Eurotiomycetes; Chaetothyriales; Herpotrichiellaceae
Product: esterase/lipase
Exons: 1
Coding region: 1-1785 (594 amino acids)
Biological process (GO): triglyceride catabolic process
Cellular component (GO): cytosol
Molecular function (GO): sterol ester esterase activity; triacylglycerol lipase activity
Source: RefSeq, a predicted model, not a curated record